GAUGUAUGAGCAUGGGUGCCCAGCUGGACCUGGGACAGUGCAGCCACUGCCACCUCCGGCGCAGGCAGGAGAAGCUCCCGGGGAGACAGUAGGCAAGCCGGCGCUGGCAGAUGUGUCGGACACGUCGGAAGAGCUUUGGCAGAGAACAGUUGAUGAGGCCACCUCCUGGUAUAAUCAGAUUGAGACGAUGAUCAUCGCGGCAGCCCCGAAGGAGAUCCGCGAGGAGGUCAGCGCUUCCAGGUUCUUGCAGCAGGCUAUCCCCGAGGCACCAGCAGUAGAGCAGGAGCAGCAGGCCCUCCAACUGAUAGCAGAGCUUGAAGCAGCUAGGUUGGGAGAGUUUCAGCACCAGCUGCAUACAUUUGAGUGUCAGCUCGAGGCGAAGCGAGACCCCGUUGAUCCAUCUAAGGCCUGGGAAAGGUUUGCCAACACCGGGGCGAGACGAGAUGCCCUGUGCGCCUUGUUUGCGCAGCCUUACCUUUGUGAAGUCCCGGAGGACAUAAAGGCAUCUUUAGCCGAGUCCAUCCCGGCUGGGGAGGGCUCUGAGGAUGGUAAGAGUGUUUUGAAGGUCUUACCUUUGAGGCGCUCGUCGAGAAGGCUCCUUCUCAACUCUGACCGAUGGGUCGUGCACCUUUGCUCGGGCAAACCAAGAUCCCCAGAACCCCUAAAGGAGUGGAGCGACCAUAAUGGGAUGUUAAUGCUUCAUGUUGAUAUCCUUGAGAAAGGGGGAAGGGGCUGGGACCUGCUUAAGCAGCAAGGGGUUUGGAGAGCUCUGUUGUGGGCAGCCUCAAAGGGGAAAAUUGCUGCGGUGUUGUCUUCGCCUCCAAGGUACAAGGAAGGGGAAACUGCCAAGCUUCCGUUGCAGGCGAUGGUGUUGUGGUCGUUCGCCUCUGUCAUGCGAAGAGGAGGAAUACCAUAUCUAGCCGAGCAACCUGGUCUUCCCGUAAGCAUCCAAAGUAGCUUUGGCAAGUGGUCAGGUACUGAGGUUCUCUCCUUGAGCCAGGGUGCAUUGGGGGAUGAAUUCUCUAGACCAACUACGGUGCAGACGAAUUUAGAUCUGAGGUAUGUAAGUACCCUCCCAGUAAAGGGGAAGCCUGAGGUACCACCUAACGGCCGGGAGUGGACCCUGCCGUUCCGUAAGGAGGUAGUCCGUGCUCUGAGGGGUUGCCCGUCCACCCCGUCGUGUGAGGAGCUAGAUAGGGUUAUAGUUGAAGCAAAGGAGACCACAGCAUCAGGACGGUGCGAGGAAGCGCAGCCCUGCAUAGGGAAGGUCGACGAUGCCAGCCUGGAGGAGUGGCGAGAACACAUCCUUAAUGGACACGUGCCUUAUAGGAAGGACUGUCGGAGGUGUAUAGAGGGGGCGGGGUUGGGAAUCCAACACCGCAAGGUGAAAUAUCCGCAUAGCUAUGCACUAUCAGCAGACCUCUUCGGGCCAGUUCCUCCAGACCAGCGAACGAGAUGA
Messenger RNA from Symbiodinium necroappetens, 1459 nucleotides. Lineage: Eukaryota; Dinophyceae; Suessiales; Symbiodiniaceae. The record is from the annotation of a GenBank genome assembly.